AUGGCAACGAAGUGUUUGGUUUUCGGCACACGAUGUGUUGCCAAGAGUGACCACAGCCAGCCCAAAACUGGUGAACUGGCCUAUCGCAAAGGAGACAUCCUCACUAUUAUGAGAACAGGAAUGGGGAAAGAACAUUACAAGGCCAGACACAACACCACAGGAGAGGAAGGACUCAUCUCUGCCACCAACAUGCGAGAGCGAGAGGCCAUUCGUGUCGACCCCAGUCUCAGUCUCAUGCCCUGGUUCCAUGGGAAGAUCUCAGGUCCGGAGGCGGUGUCCAAGCUGCGGCCUGUAGAGGAUGGCCUGUUCCUGGUGCGGGAGUCCAUCCGCCACCCUGGUGAUUAUGUGCUCUGUGUCGGCUACUCCAGCCAGGUCAUCCACUACCGAGUCAUGUACCAGCACAGCAAACUGACCAUCGACAACACCCAGUACUUCUACAACCUCAUAGACAUGAUAGAGUUCCACUCCAAGCACAAGGGAGCUAUUGCCACCAAACUUCUGAAGCCCAAAGAUAAGGAGGGCACCAAGUCAGCUGAGUUGGAACUGUCUAAAACGGGAUGGCUGCUGGACAUCAGGAAGCUGACCUUGGGAGAGAGUAUCGGAGAGGGGGAGUUUGGAGCGGUGUUUGAAGGAGACUACAUUGGCCAGAAGGUGGCAGUAAAGAACAUCAAAUGUGAUGUAACGGCACAGGCAUUCUUAGAAGAGACCACUGUUAUGACGAAACUGCAGCAUAAGAACCUGGUGCGGUUGUUGGGGGUGAUCGUAGACAAUGGACUGCACAUCGUCACAGAGCUCAUGGCCAAGGGUAAUCUGGUGAACUUCCUCCGGACGAGGGGCCGUUUUGUCAUUAGCACUGGCCAGCUUCUACGCUUUGCACUAGAUGUGUGCGAGGGCAUGGAGUACCUGAAGUCUAAGAGGUUGGUUCACAGAGACCUAGCUGCCCGUAACAUCCUGGUCUCCAACGAAGGCGUGGCCAAAGUCAGUGACUUUGGGUUGACCAAGGUGGACUGCAAGGCCUCGGACAACGCUAAACUACCAGUCAAAUGGACAGCCCCUGAGGCCCUGAAGAAAGAGAAAUUCUCCAUGCGGUCAGACGUAUGGAGCUAUGGUGUUCUCCUCUGGGAGACGUUCUCCUACGGUCGACAGCCCUACCCCAAGAUGUCUGUGAAGGAGGUGAAGGAGCGGGUGGAGCAGGGUUACCGUAUGGAUGCUCCAGAGGAGUGCCCCCCCAGUGUCUACGCCCUGAUGAGGGGCUGCUGGGAGGCCGAGCCCAAGAAAAGGCCCUCCUUUCAUAAACUACUGGAGAAGAUAGAGAGAGAGCUGACCAAACACAGCCCUGGGCCUGCCUGCUGAGGUCACCUCAAUAAUCCUAUUCAACUAACUAUUGUGCUUUGUUCAGAGCUGCCUGGGGAUGGACAGUAACCCGGGACAGGUGAGCCUGAACCCACAGAAGGCUGGUCAGGGUUGGAUCUAAUGGUAGUGACUCAUAAAGAGGCUGAACAUUGGCUGAUUUUGCGAAGGGGACAUGCAGCAUAUAUCUUUCUUAGAUCAUCAAUGAGCCUUUAUACACACUCACUAUGACUCCAUACGAGAGGUCGACCGAUUAUGAUUUUUCAACGCCGAUACCGAUUAUUGGAGGACCAAAACCCCGGUGCCGAUUAAUCGGACGAUUUGUAUUUAUUUAUUUGUAAUAAUGACAAUUACAACAAUACUGAAUGAACACUUAUUUUAACUUAAUAUAGCCUCAAUAAAUAAUGAAACAUGUUCAAUUUGGUUUAAAUAAUGCAAAAACAAAGUGUAGGAGAACAAAGUAAAAGUGCAAUAUGUGCUAUGUAAGAAAGCAAACGUUUCAGUUCCUUGCUCAGAACAUGAGAACAUAUGAAAGCUGGUGGUUCCUUUUAGCAUGAGUCUUCAAUAUUCCCCAAGUAAGAAGUUUUAGGUUGUAGUUAUUAUAGGAAUUAUAGGACUAUUUCCCUCUAUACCAUUUAUAUUUCAUUAACCUUUGACUAUUGGAUGUUCUUAUUGGCACUUUAGUAUAACAGUAUAGCUGCCAGUGUAACAGUAUAGCUUCUGUCCCUCUCCUCGCUCCUCCCUACGCUCGAACCAGCAACACAACGACAACAGCUACCAUCGAAGCAGCGUUACCCAUGCAGAGCAUGCUCAGACUGAGUGACGUUUGAAACGCUAUUAGCGCGUGCUAACUAGCGAGCCAUUUCACUUCGGUUACACCAGCCUCAUCUCGGGAGUUGAUAGGCUUGAAGUCAUAAACAGCACAAUGCUUGACGCACAACGAAGAGCUGCUGGCAAAACGCACAAAAGUGCAGUUUGAAUUAAUGUUUACCGCCUGCUUCUGCCUACCACCGCUCAGUCAGAUACUUAGAUACUUGCAUGCUCAGUCAGAUUAUAUGCAAUGCAGGACAUGCUAAAUAAUAUCUAGUAAUAUCAUCAACCAUGUGUAGUUAACUAGUGAUUAUGAUUGAUUGUUUUUUGUAAGAUAAGUUUAAUGCUAGCUAGCAACUUACCUUGGCUUACUGCAUUCGCGUAACAGGCAGUCUCCUUGUGGAGUGCAACGAGAGAGGCAGGUCGUUAUUGCGUUGGACUAGUUAACUGUAAGGUUGCAAGAUUGGAUCCCCCGAGCUGACAAGUUGAAAAUCUGUCAUUCUGCCCCUGAACGACGCAGUUAACCCACCGUUCCUAGGCAGUCAUUGAAAAUAAGAAUUAACUGACUUGCCUUGUUAAAUAGAGGUUUAAAAAAUAUAUUUUAAAAAUCGUCAAAUCGGCGCCCAAAAAUACAGAUUUCCGAUUGUUAUGAAAACUUGAAAUCGGCCCUAAUUAAUCGGCCCGACCUCUACUCCAUACUAUAAACAGAAGUGAAAUGUGGACAUGGGUUUCUCUAUGGCAGAAUCACUGUCUAAAGAAAUCAUCUUUGCAACAAAUAAACUCCAGCCAUCAGAACCUAACUGUACAAAAACAAAACUAUGUGGUGCCUUCAGAAAGUGUUCAUACCUUGACUAUAUUUCGUUAAGCCUGAAUUAAAAAUGGAUUAAAUAAAUACAAUAUCUCCCAUCUACACUCUACCCCAUAAUGACAAAGUGAAAACAUGUUUUUAGACAUUUUUGCAAUUGUAUUGAAAAUUAAGUACAGAAUUACGGUAAGCUCCAAAAGUAUUGGGACAAUGACACAGGUUCUGUUAUUUUGGCUCUGUACUCCAGCAUUUUGGAUUUGAAAGGAUACAAUGACUAUGAGGUUAAAGUGCAGACUGUCAGCUUUAAUAUGAGGGUAUUGUCAUCCAUAUUGGGUGAACUGUUUAGAAAUUACAGCACUUUUUGUACAUAGUCCACCAUUUUAGGGGUCCAAAGGUUUUGGGACAAAUUCACCAUGAUUACAGAUAAUCCUGAAUAAAUCGUGAAUAAUGAUGAGUGAGAAAGUUACAGAGGCAUAAGUAUAAUCCGUAAUCAUGGUAGCAUCCAUAUUAAUGUAGAAGUGUUUAGAAACAUUAUAUUCUUAUGUACAAUAAAACUGACUCCGAAAUGGCACAAUACAUUAUUUACCAUUUAUUUCUAUUGGGCACAAAAUAAUCGGAAACACAACUAAAACAAACAUCAAAUGCAUCCAACAAGUGUGUACAGUCACAAGCUUAAUGAAGUCAUUGUGUGCUAGGAAUAUGGGACCAAAUACUUAACUUUUUACUACUUUAAUACACAUAUAAGUGAAUUUGUUUACACUUGUUGUAUUCGGCGCAUGUGACAAAUACAAUUUCAAUUGACAUUUAGAGCCCAUUGUAUCUAAUUUACAUAAGUAUUCACACCCCUAAGUUAAUACAUGUUACAAUCACCUUUGGCUGCAAUUACAAUUGUGAGUCUUUCUGGGUAAGUCUCUAAGACCUUUGCACACCUGGAUUGAACAAUCUUUACACAUGAUUCUUUUUCAAAUUCUUCAAACUCUGUCAAGUUUGUUGUUGAUCAUUGCUAGACAGCUAUUUUUAAGUCUUGCCAUAGAUUUUGAACUCGGUCACUCAGGGACGUUCAAUGUCAUCGUGGAAAGCAACUCGAGUCUAUAUUUGGCCUUGUGUUUUAGGUUAUUGUUCUGCUGAAAGGUGAAUUUGUCUUUCAGUAUCUGUUGGAAAGCAGACUGAACCAGGUUUUCCUGUAGGAUUUUGCCUGUUCUUAGCUUUAUUCCUUUUAUGUUUUAUCCUAAAAAACAGGGCGGCAGGUAGCCUAGUGGUUAGAGCGUUGGGCCAGUAACCGAAAGGUUGCUGGAUCGAAUCCUCGAGCUGACAAGGUAAAAAUCUGUCGUUCUGCCUCUGAGCAAGGCAGUUAACCCACUGUUCCCCAGGCGCCGAAGACGUGGAUGUCGAUUAAGGCAGCCCCCGCACCUCUGAUACAGAGUGGUUGGGUUGAACGCGGACGACACAUUUCAGUUGAAUACAUUCAGUUGUACAACUUCCCCUUUUGCAAUAUUUUUAUUCUGUACAGGCUUCCUUCUUUUCACUGUCAUUAUGGAGUCACUACUAAUGUUGUUGAUCCAUCCUCAAUUUUCUCCUAUUACAGCCAUUAAACUCUGCAACUGUUUUAAAGUCACCAUUGUCCUGAUGCGCGGUUUCUUUCCUCUCCAGCAACUGAGUUAGGAAGGACGUCUGUAUCUUUGUAGUGGCUGGGUGUAUUGAUACACCAUCCAAAGUGUAGUUAAUAGCUUGAUCAUGCUCAAAGUGAUUCAAUGUUCAAUGCUUUUUCAGUGUUCCCACUUAUCUGAAUUGUCCUUGUUUGACUAUCCUUGUGAGGACUUCUGGUCUCCACAAGGAUAGUAAUACCAAAAACACACAGACACCCUCUAAAUGGCUACAGUAUAUAUUCAAGCAUCUUGAUUUUCUUAAAGAAAAAGCUUAGGGUGGUAGGUAGUUUAGCGGUUAAGAGCGUUGGGCCAGUAACCGAAAGGUUGAGCCGGCAAGGUGGAGAAAUCGGCCGUUCUGCCGCCGAUGGCGUAGAUUAAGGCAACUUCCAUCGCAUCUCGGAUUCUGAGGGGUUGGGUUAAACGCGGAAGACACAUUUCGGUUGAAUACAUUCAGUUGUACAACUUCCCCUUUUGGAAUAUUUUUUAUUCUGUACAGGCUUCCUUCUUUUCACUGUCAUUAUGCAGCUGACUAAAUAUCCCUUUCUCCGUAGAGCUUUUAUAUCAAAAUCGUUUAAUGUAUGUUGAAUUUGUGCGAUGAAUGAUGCAGGAUAUUAUAUUAAGUCACAACCUGUUUUUGAUUUUUUUAAUGGAAUGAACUUCUGUAAGUAAGAGUCCUUACACUUAUUUCUAUUUGUGGUAAUAGGGGGAGCCACUCAGCGCGACAUAUCUCCACACCCCUAUUCGGUUUCCUGUGUGACAUAUUUGUUAUUUUGUUAUUUUUCUUUCAUCGAGAAGGACAGAGAGAAAAUGAGAGAGAGAUGGAAAGAGGAAAAAUGCUCAAUGCUUAUUAAAUCCCAGAUCACCCACAUCUGCUUGUUUUGGACCGUAAUUGUCCAGCAAUAUGCCCUGUGACUCAGAGCUUAAUACAUUAAAUAUUGAAUGCUAUUGCUGAUAUUAGUAAGGAAUUACAAAGCUGACCUCAGUUUGAUAGGCUCUGAGGAGUUGCACGUUAUUGGAAGUGAAUAUACUCUUAUUUUUAAUUUUUUGUUCAUUUGCCAUGAAUUUAGUAGGCCUAUACCCCAUAAAACCAGACCUCAGUCAGACAGAGUAACUCAUCAGGUGUUUGUCUUUCUGGCUGUCUGUCCAUCCGUACAGAUUGAGUCAUGAUCCGCUCCCAUCACAUCCCCAUAGAGCCUGUGGUGUGGAUUUGUUUUGUUUCUCUAAAGUGUUUAUUUCUUCAAAUAUUUAAAAUCAUCCAAAUUAAUGUCAAAAAAAUAGAAAAGGAACAUUUAGAACACAUAAUAUUUAUGUGGCAUUUUACUUUUUUUGUUGGUAUUGAAGAAGGAAUUGUUUGAAUGUUGGUAAAUCUGUCGGUAAAUUUUGGAGAAUCCCGACAGAGUAUUGGCCACUCCUGGUACAGUAGAGGUGAAAUUUCUUAAACACUUUCAUUAAACUGGAUCACAUUUACAUGCACUCAUGUUCUUGCCAACUCACUGUCAUUGUCUGUUUUGGGUUACAGUAGAACAACAAUGAGUGGGAAUUUGUUUACAUGUGGUCUGACAGACAUAUCUCAAUGUUUUAUGCACCUAAGGUGACAAUAUUACUUAUGUCACUAUAAUAACACUGGCUCUAACAAUAAGACAAGAGAAGUCUGGUGCUAGAGAGGAGGUCAGAGUGGAAGCGGGUUGUUUUAUUUUUUUAUUUUGAGUUAGUGUUUUAAUCACGUAAUGGUUGAAUGCCACUGUUUUUACAUACUAAUGAGACCAUGUUGGCGUUUGACUUGUAGUCAACUGGAUAAUUGAAGAGUGAUGUUGGCCAAGCCUUUCUUGGACUGACCCAUUGACAAAAGUGGCCAACGCUGAGCUUAACUGAAGGGUGAUUUACCGAAAGGUUGCUGGUGCGAAUACCCGAGUAGACGAGGUUAAAAUCUGUUGAUGUCACAUCAAAGCACUUAACACUAAUUUGCUCCAUUGUUGUUUAUUGCCUUUCUGAAGUUCCUUGGGAAAUAGAGAUCAUGUUGGCCAAUCCCGUUUUUGAAUUCUAGUUGACUGGGCUAGAUCAUGUUGACCACACAUGGGCUGGAACUGGUAGAGGGGGCGAUAAGUAGUGUUGGGCCAACAUGGAGAAAAUCCCCUGGAUGUCUACUAUGCCUGGGCUGAGCUGCCAGCAUAGUUCUGGAAGCAGUAGGCCACAACCAGAAGGGCAUUGGUAUCAUUAUUGACUACUAAUUAAGCAGGCAUAGUUAUCAGCCUCCUAUAGUCCAGGCUCUUUAAGCUACUCUGAAAUCUGUCUGCAACAAGGCACUAAAGUAAUACUUCAAAUAAUAUGUCAAAGCAUUAAUUUGUCCUGAAUUCAAAGUGUUAUGUUUGGGGCAAAUCCAAAUAUAACCCAUUGCUGAGUACCACUCUCCAUAUUUUAAAGCAUAGUGGAGGCUGAAUCAUGUUAUGGGUAUGCUUGUAAUCGUUAAGGGCUGGGGAAUUUUUCAGGAUAAAAAAAUUAACAGAAUGGAUCUAAUCACAGGAAAAAUACCUAGAGAAAAACCUGGUCCAGUCUGCUUUCCACCAGACACUGGGGGAUGAUAAAUUAACCUAAAACACAAGGCCAAAUCUACACUGAAGUUGCUUACCAAGAAGACAAUGAAUGUUCCUGAGAGGCUGAGUUACAGUUUUGACUUAAAUGUACUUGAAAAUCUAUGGCAAGACUUGAAAAUUAUUGUCUAACAAUGAUCAACAACCAAUUUGACAAAUCUUGAAGAACUUGGUAAAGAAAAUGGGAAAAUGUUACACAAUUCAGGUGUGGAAAGCUCUUCGAGACAUACCCAGAAAGACUCACAGCUGUAAUUGCUGCCAAAGAUGCUUCUGCAAAGUAUUGACUCAGGGGUGUGAAUACAGUGGCUUCAGAAAGUUUUCAUACCCAUUGACUUAUUCCACAUUUUGUUGGCUUACAGCCUGGAUUCAAAAUGGAUUAAAUAGAUUUUCUCUCAUCCAUCCACACAAAAUACCACAAAGUGAAAUCAUGUUUUAUUUAUUUUUGCAUAUUUAUUGAAAAUAAAAUACAUAAAUAUCUAAUUUACAUAUGUAUUCACACCUGAGUCACUGGUUCAAAUGUUCACAUCCUUAAGGUCGCUGGUUCAAAUAUCUGAGCUGACAAGGUGGAAAAUCUAUCGAUGUGCCCUUGAGCAAGGCACUUAACCCUAAUUUGCCGUAGGGGCGCCAUACUACGAUGCCUGACCCUUGUAAAACAACACAUUUCACUGCACCUAUCCGGUGUAUGUGACAAUAAAACAUAGUUUCCAGGCUUACAGUUAAAAUGGAGACUGCUCUUUUGACAUUUUCUAAGCUGCUCUGAAAUAUUUUUGAUCCCCUCCCCAUGCUCUGUUGGAUCAAACUGAAAGAGAUACUGGGGUGAGUUCUGAGUGUAUAGCUUUAGAAAGGUAAUGUGAUAUUGUAAUUUUAACAAGUUCCCAUAAAUGCUAGUAUUACUUACUUAGCCACUCAUCCUGUGUUUCUUUCUUUUUUUUAAGGGGUGGAUCAGCUUAAUAUUGUGGAAAGAAUGUUGCUUCCAUCAAUGUAAUUGUCUGCUAUAAACAACGAGUGCAGACACAGGCAACUACACAAACAAUAACCCACAAAAUACCCAAUGAAUAUGGCUACCUAAAUAUGGUCCCCAAUCAAAGACAACGAUAAACAGCUGCCUCUGAUUGAGAACCAAUCUAGGCAACCAUAGACAUAAACACCUACACUAGUAAAAACCCAUAAACAUACAAAAAACCCUAGACAAUACAAAAACUACACAAACCACACUUGUCACACCCUGACUUAACCAAAUAAUAAAGAACACAAAGAUAACUAAGGUCAGGGCGUGACAGUACCCCCCCGAAAGGUGCGGACUCCCGGUCGCAAACCUAAACCUAUAUGGGAGGGUCUGGGUGGACAUCUAACCUUGGUGGCCGCUUUGGUUCUGGACGCCGCCCCCCCUUUACUCAGAGUCCGCUUUUGUAUCACUGACCUGUGGAUCAUCAUCGUCAGAGGCUCUGGUCUGCGAAUCCUCGCCGUUAUCCCUGGACUGGGGACCCUCGCUGUGUGGAUCAUCGCUGGAGACCCCGGACUGGGGACCCUCGCUGGAGACCCCAGACUGGGGACCCUCGCUGUGUGGAUCAUCGCUGGAGACCCCGGACUGGGGACCCUCGCUGGAGACCCCGGACUGGGGACCGUCGCUGGA
Messenger RNA from Oncorhynchus keta (chum salmon), 8832 nucleotides. Its product is annotated as megakaryocyte-associated tyrosine-protein kinase-like. Lineage: Eukaryota; Metazoa; Chordata; Actinopteri; Salmoniformes; Salmonidae. Bases 1 to 1353 code for a protein of 450 amino acids. Gene Ontology annotation, molecular function: protein tyrosine kinase activity; ATP binding; protein binding. Gene Ontology annotation, biological process: protein phosphorylation. The transcript has 12 exons. The record is from RefSeq and is a predicted model, not a curated record.